CGUCACUGAAUGUCAUCAAGAUGCGUUCACAAGUGGUAAAAGUUUUAUUAGCCGGUCGGUUACCGUACGGGGUUGGUCUACGAUUGCAGAAGGCUUUAGCAAAUCGGCAUCAUCAGCACACGGACGAAACUGCAAAUACUCUAGUGCUCUUGGAGCACGAGCCGGUGUACACGGUAGGGAUACGGGACAAGAGGUACACCGAGAAAGAUGAGAGCAAACUGAGGAGCUUCGGCGCGGAGUUUUGGAGGACGAAUCGCGGCGGUUUAAUCACCUUCCACGGGCCCGGUCAAUUGGUGGCUUAUCCGGUGCUAGAUCUGAAGCAAUUUCACACAAGCAUUAGAUGGUACGUGCAACAGGUAGAACGUAUGGUGAUUCGCGUCUGCGCCGAGUUUGGUAUCAAGGCCGAGACUUCGCCAGAUACUGGAGUUUGGGUUGGCGAUCGCAAGAUCUGUGCUAUAGGUAUUCAUGGUAGUCGUUAUAUCACUACCCACGGUCUCGCACUCAAUUGCAACACCGAUCUCAAAUGGUUCGAUCAUAUCGUGCCCUGCGGCAUCGAGGGCAAAGGUGUGACUAGUAUCUCUAGAGAACUGGACAUGAACGUUACGUUCCUUGACGUGUUGCCGAUUUUUAGGAACGCUUUCAGCGAUCAGUUCGAGUGCGAGUUGAUCGAGUAUCCGCUCGGUGAGGCCUCGCAAUUGUUACGAGAUGCACGUCGUAGCACGUAGCGUUUUAAGAAUAUAAUAGUUGUAAAUAUAAUGUGAUUUUUAAAAAAUAAUUAGCUUGUGAGUUUAACAGAAAAUGUGCCUCGUUUUUUAUCUGUUUAA
This is a messenger RNA of Pogonomyrmex barbatus (red harvester ant), 824 nucleotides long. It is a transcript of the gene Lipt2, whose product is annotated as Lipoyl(octanoyl) transferase 2. Gene Ontology annotation, biological process: protein lipoylation. The record is from RefSeq and is a predicted model, not a curated record. NCBI's taxonomy places the organism in Eukaryota, Metazoa, Arthropoda, Insecta, Hymenoptera, Formicidae. Gene Ontology annotation, molecular function: lipoyl(octanoyl) transferase activity.